AACUUCAAUUUACAGAAGAGUGUUUCAUUUCUCAUUUCUCGAAACUCGGCUCAAUCGGUCGGCUCUGUAUUUCUUUCUCUCCUUUGUAUGGCAGCUCGAUUGUUGGCUUAUCAGGUGGCUGAUCUCUGCCUAGGCAAGCCGCCGCUCCGCUCCCUGUCUUCCUCCGCCACCGUCGCCGACGCCCUCGCCGCCGUCAAGUCGUCGGACGAGAAUUUCGUCGCCGUCUGGAGCUGCGACCACUCGGCGAAGAGGAAUCUGGAGUGCGUGUGCGUGGGGAAAGUGUGUAUGGUCGACGUCAUUUGCUUUCUCUGCAGAGACGAGAAUUUGUCUUCUCCUGGCUUGGCUCUGAGGUCUCCCGUCUCCGCUUUGCUUUCGAACGCUAAUGGCCUCGUCCGACACGUGGCACCUUCUUCCAGCUUAAUAGAAGCCAUUGAUCUGCUUCUUGAAGGUGCUCAGAAUCUGGUGGUGCCUAUAAAGUCGAGCACCACCAUCAAUUCGAAGAGAAAGCAUCUCCAGAAAUCAAUCAGCCCCACCAUUCACAACGGCCAAGAAUUCUGCUGGCUAACUCAGGAAGACGUGAUCCGAUUCCUCCUCAGCUCGAUCGGACUGUUCUCCCCCAUACCAGCGCGAUCCAUUGACUCACUCAACAUCAUAAGCAACGAGUUCUUGGCUGUGGAAUACCACUGCCCCGCCAUGUCAGCGAUCGGUGCCAUUUCCUGCUCGCUCGCCGACCAGACCGCUGUGGCGGUGGUGGACGAUGAAGGCACUUUGAUCGGAGAAAUUUCGCCGCUCACUUUAGCGUGCUGCGACGAGACUGUGGGGGCUGCAAUCUUGACCCUGUCCGCCGGAGAUUUGAUGGCCUACAUUGACUGCGGUGGGCCCCCCGAGGAUAUCGUGGGCCUAGUGGAGGCGAGGCUGAAGGAGAGGAAUUUGGAGGGCAUGCUUAGGGAGUUUAUGAUUGUCGAUUCGUAUGGUUCAAAUUCUUCCUCCUCGUCCGAUGAGGAGGCGGCGGGAGGAGGAGCGGCAGUGUCAAGAGGGCAAUAUCGUAAAUUUACGAGCUUUUCGAGGAGGGCGGAGGCGAUUGUGUGCCGCCGGUGGAGUUCGUUGGUGGCGGUGAUGGUACAGGCGAUCGCCCACCGUGUGAACUAUGUUUGGGUGGUGGAGGAGGACGGCGGUGUGGCUGGGAUUGUGACUUUUGCCGGUAUGUUGGAAGUUUUCCGGGAAAAUUUGGAGUCUUUGAUGUGAUCAACUCUUAUAAAUAGAGAUGAGUAGUGUCUAUUGGAGUAUCUAAUCUGUAGUUACUGGUGGAGAGAGAGAGUGGUAAACUCUUUUUCCAUUUUUAUCCAGUGAUGAAAGAUGGGAACAUAUUUGUGCAUAUGAGCCUGUACUUUGUUGAUGAUUUUAGAACUGCUUUGCUUCGUGAAAUAAUUUUAUAUUUAUAACUAAGUUUAUAAGCUCUUAAAAACGAGCUUAUAAGAUGUUUAAGAGUUUAUGGAGGUGAAAAUUGGGAUCGACACAUUCUGUCUAUAUUCCUAAAUGAAUAUUUUCAUUUUUGUAACAAUAAUUUUUCAUUGCGAAUUCAAAAAAUAUUUUUUCGAUU
This is a messenger RNA of Erythranthe guttata (spotted monkey flower), 1600 nucleotides long. Its product is annotated as CBS domain-containing protein CBSX5. Gene Ontology annotation, cellular component: nucleus; cytoplasm. NCBI's taxonomy places the organism in Eukaryota, Viridiplantae, Streptophyta, Magnoliopsida, Lamiales, Phrymaceae. The record is from RefSeq and is a predicted model, not a curated record.